Molecule: messenger RNA, 1107 nt
Organism: Phytophthora infestans T30-4
Lineage: Eukaryota; Oomycota; Peronosporomycetes; Peronosporales; Peronosporaceae
Exons: 1
Coding region: 16-1107 (363 amino acids)
Source: RefSeq, a predicted model, not a curated record
CAGACGUUGUAAAAGAUGGGGGGUGGUCCUGCCAGCGCAGACGUCGUGCGCUCGUCCUGCUUCGUGACGUUCCCCGAACAGACCCAAGCGGAGCCUGUGCCCGCUGAUGCCUGGUACCUAUUUGCGGCCGGAUUGACGUUUUUGCGGCGUCUGGCGCGCGACCGCGUGGGCGACGAAAUGCGUAUUGCGCUACUGUUACAGAUGCCCGGGGACGAGGACGGCGAGCGACGCUACGUAUCCGUGAGCAACAAUACGGUGCUGCAGCGUGCGCUGCAAGAGACAUUCGACUGCCCGGAUAAGGCGCUGGUACUUCACGUGGUCGACGUGGGGAAGGUGCGAGGCCAGAAGCGAAUUCACGUGAGACCCGAGGUGAACCCGAACGUGUCUCCGGAGCCAGUGGAGCCGAUGGGACUCGUAUUCCCGACAUUAUCGGUGGACGGAUCGGUGACGCCGACUGCUGUGGAGGUCCCAGCAGCGCAAGUGACGAGCGAGAGUCUCUAUGAACAGAUGAGUCGGUCCAUGUUUAACUACCGUAAGGACGACAGCGUGCGGUGGAGUGGAGGAGUGAAUUCUGAGAGCUUCAAGAAGCCGAAGAAUAGCUUGAGUCGAAGCGCAUUCUUCGUGGAAGAGAGAGAUUACACCAGGAGAAUUCCCAAGAGAGGAGAACAAGCGGAAAAUACAGAGGAGAAUAUUCGCAGAGCAGGUGUUCCACUCGCAGUCGAAGCAGUGAGUGACCUGCUGUCGCCAGCCAAGCAGGUAGAGGUGGAGAACACCAGUGUCGAGCAAGAGACGCAGGGUGAGAGCGAUAUUCCCGUAGCUACCGUCGUAGAGGCCGACGCCGCGCCGAUUCCCAGUGACUACGUGAUGCUGGAGCUACAGACUGGGGCUGGACUGCCGGAAGCUCCCGCCAACACCAGCUCGACGUAUUUCAUCUCUUCGCGGUGGGCAGAACAAGCCGACGAGAUGAGCGCGUCGAUGCGCUUGGAACGCCCGCCGAUGCCAGCACCGCGGGCAACUUCAGCUCGUGCCGCCAGCAGCGUCGACAACAACCACGCGAACACAAACCUUGAGGGCUCGUUUGUGAUGCUCGAGCGCCACGAGCUGUAA